CCAGACACCAAGCCAGGGCUCUCCGGGACCGCGAAGCUCACCCCUGAAUCGAGAGCACCGAGCUUAAAAAAAAAAAGAAAAGAAAAGAAAUCCUGGGGACACUCACGCUGCCUGCCUGCAUUCGAGGGCAUAUAGAGCUGUGGUCGUGAGCUCCCUGUCACUGGCAUCGCCACGCUCCGUGCGCGCCCGGCUCUCCCAUUGGUAUGCAGCGACCAUUUCUCUGCAAAUCUCAAAGGUGGAAACACUUAGAAGGAUUACAAGCGUGAUUUGGUGGCCUUUCUAAAAGUUGGUAGCCGGAGGAGGAAGAACUGCAGGGCUACGGCAUGAUGGAUACAAUUGAGCCUUCCAGAGAGUUUGCAGCUCCCGCUGGGAAGACUCUCGGAGUAAACCUGGGAGAUCGUGAGUGCUCUGCACGGAUAGUUUUGUAAUCAACCACGAACAAUGAAACCUUCCAUAGCUGAGAUGCUUCACAGAGGGAGGAUGUUGUGGAUUAUUCUUCUAAGCACAAUUGCUCUAGGAUGGACUACCCCAAUUCCCCUGAUAGAGGACUCGGAGGAAAUAGAUGAGCCCUGUUUUGAUCCAUGCUACUGUGAAGUUAAAGAAAGCCUCUUUCAUAUACAUUGUGACAGCAAAGGAUUUACAAAUAUUAGUCAAAUUACUGAGUUCUGGUCAAGACCUUUUAAACUGUAUCUGCAGAGGAAUUCAAUGAGGAAAUUGUACACCAACAGUUUUCUUCAUUUAAAUAACGCUGUGUCCAUUAACCUUGGGAACAACGCAUUGCAGGACAUUCAAACAGGAGCUUUCAAUGGUCUUAAGAUUUUAAAGAGGCUAUAUCUACAUGAGAACAAACUAGAUGUCUUCAGAAAUGACACCUUCCUGGGCUUAGAAAGUCUCGAAUAUCUGCAGGCAGAUUACAAUGUCAUUAAACGUAUUGAGAGUGGGGCAUUUCGGAACCUAAGUAAACUGAGAGUUCUGAUUUUAAAUGAUAAUCUCAUCCCUAUGCUUCCAACCAAUUUAUUUAAGGCUGUCUCCUUAACCCAUUUGGACUUACGUGGAAACAGGUUAAAGGUUCUUUUUUAUCGAGGAAUGCUAGACCACAUUGGCAGAAGCCUGAUGGAGCUCCAGCUGGAAGAAAAUCCCUGGAAUUGUACAUGUGAGAUUGUGCAACUGAAGAGUUGGCUGGAACGCAUUCCUUAUACUGCUCUGGUGGGAGACAUCACCUGUGAAACCCCUUUCCAUUUCCAUGGGAAGGACCUGCGAGAAAUCAGGAAGACAGAACUCUGUCCCUUGCUGUCUGACUCUGAGGUGGAGGCUAGUUUGGGGAUUCCCCACUUGUCAUCAAACAAGGAGAAUGCAUGGCCAACCAAGCCUUCUUCAAUGUUGUCCUCUGUCCAUUUUACUGCUUCUUCUGUUGAAUACAAGUCCUCAAACAAACAGCCCAAGCCCACCAAACAGCCCCGGACACCAAGGCCACCUUCCACAUCCCAAGCUUUAUACCCUGGUCCAAACCAACCUCCCAUUGCUCCUUAUCAGACAAGACCACCCAUUCCUAUCAUAUGCCCUACUGGGUGUACCUGUAAUUUGCACAUCAAUGACCUUGGCUUGACUGUCAACUGCAAAGAGCGAGGAUUUAAUAACAUUUCUGAACUCCUUCCAAGGCCACUGAAUGCCAAGAAACUGUACCUGAGUAGCAAUCUGAUUCAGAAAAUAUACCGUUCUGAUUUUUGGAAUUUCUCUUCAUUGGAUCUCUUGCAUCUCGGGAACAAUCGUAUUUCUUACGUCCAGGAUGGGGCCUUCAUCAACCUGCCCAACCUAAAGAGCCUCUUUCUCAAUGGCAAUGAUAUCGAGAAGCUGACACCAGGCAUGUUUCGAGGCCUACAGAGUUUGCACUACUUGUACUUUGAGUUCAAUGUCAUCCGGGAAAUCCAGCCUGCAGCCUUCAGCCUCAUGCCCAACUUGAAGCUACUGUUCCUCAACAAUAACUUACUGAGGACCCUGCCAACGGACGCCUUUGCAGGCACAUCCCUGGCCCGGCUCAAUCUGAGGAAAAACUACUUCCUCUACCUUCCUGUGGCUGGUGUCCUAGAACACUUGAAUGCCAUUGUCCAGAUAGACCUCAAUGAGAACCCUUGGGACUGUACCUGUGACCUGGUUCCCUUCAAACAGUGGAUCGAAACCAUCAGCUCGGUCAGUGUAGUAGGUGAUGUGCUUUGCAGGAGCCCAGAAAACCUCACCCACCGUGAUGUGCGCACUAUUGAGCUGGAAGUUCUCUGCCCAGAGAUGCUGCACACCGCACCAGCUGGAGCAUCUCCAGCCCAGCCUGGAGAUUCUCACCUUGCUGGGGGGCCAACGAGUGCAUCACCUUAUGAGUUCUCUCCCCCUGGGGGCCCUGUGCCACUUUCUGUGUUGAUUCUCAGCCUGCUGGUUCUGUUGUUUUCAGCAAUCUUUGUUGCUGCAGGCCUCUUUGCCUACGUGCUGCGCCGGCGCCGGAAGAAGCUGCCCUUCAGAAGCAAGCGGCAAGAAGGUGUGGACCUCACUGGCAUCCAGAUGCAGUGCCACCGGCUUUUUGAAGACGGUGGAGGUGGUGGGGGUGGAAGUGGAGGUGGGGGUCGACCAACUCUUUCCUCCCCAGAGAAGGCCCCUCCUGUAGGUCAUGUAUAUGAGUACAUCCCGCACCCAGUUACCCAGAUGUGCAACAACCCCAUCUACAAGCCACGUGAAGAGGAGGAAGUGGCUGUUUCAUCAGGCCAGGAGGCAGGGAGUGCAGAACAUGGGGGUCCUGGGACACAACCGCCAGGAACGGGUGAGGUUCUCCUAGGAAGUGAGCAGUUUGCUGAGACGCCCAAGGAGAAUCACAGCAACUACCGGACCUUGCUGGAAAAAGAAAAGGAGUGGGCCCUGGCAGUGUCCAGCUCCCAGCUCAACACCAUAGUGACGGUGAAUCAUCAUCACUCCCACCCUCACCACCCAGCAGCUGGUGGGGUUUCAGGGGUAGUUGCAGGAACUGGGGGAGACUUGGCUGGGUUCCGCCACCAUGAGAAGAAUGGUGGGGUGGUGCUGUUUCCCCCUGGGGGAGGCUGUGGGGGUGGCAGUAUGCUACUAGACCGAGAGAGGCCACAGCCAGCCCCCUGCACAGUGGGAUUCGUGGACUGUCUCUAUGGCACAGUGCCCAAAUUAAAGGAACUGCACGUCCACCCUCCUGGCAUGCAAUACCCUGACUUACAGCAGGAUGCCAGGCUCAAAGAAACCCUUCUCUUCUCGGCUGGAAAGGGCUUCACAGACCACCAAACCCAAAAAAGUGAUUACCUCGAGUUAAGGGCCAAACUUCAAACCAAGCCGGAUUACCUCGAAGUCCUGGAGAAGACAGCAUAUAGGUUCUAACAGAAACAGAAAAAUAAAUUAGUGGGUUUUUUUUUUUUUUCAAAAGAAAAGGAAAAUAAAAUAAAUAUAUCCCUUGCUCCUUUUACACUUGUCCCAAUAACUCCAUUCUCAAAAACUUCCCUGCCCUGAACAGAACUGAAACCGCAUGAUAACUAGAAAAUACAGAUGUAUGUGCUCCCCUCUCAGAUGUGAUUUGGAGGAAGGGCCAUACUCAGAUAAUUAAUCAAUGAAGUGCCUUCGCAGACUUUUGCCAGCAAAUGUUACCAUUAUUUUUUUAUACUGAAACUUGAGACUUGACUGUGCCAUGUAUAAGGUAUAUUGGGGAUCGUUGUAUUGAUCCUAAUUAAGUAAAAUUCAAUGUGUCUUU
Messenger RNA from Pteropus alecto (black flying fox), 3748 nucleotides. It is a transcript of the gene SLITRK3, whose product is annotated as SLIT and NTRK like family member 3. The transcript has 2 exons. Gene Ontology annotation, biological process: regulation of presynapse assembly; axonogenesis; positive regulation of synapse assembly. The record is from RefSeq and is a predicted model, not a curated record. Gene Ontology annotation, cellular component: GABA-ergic synapse; postsynaptic density membrane. Gene Ontology annotation, molecular function: protein binding. The coding region runs from base 442 to 3381 and encodes 979 amino acids. Lineage: Eukaryota; Metazoa; Chordata; Mammalia; Chiroptera; Pteropodidae.